CCCAUAAAUUCCAUUUUCUCUCUCUCUACCCCACGAAAUAUACUCUUUUCUUUCUUCCACACUGUCCUUAAGCAAGAAAAUCAACAGUAAAAAGCUUCCAUUAUCAACAUCUGCAACACACUACUAUCAAAUGCACAUACUAUUUUCUGUCUACUUUGGUUAGUAGUAACUACAUAGCAGAGUAGAUAAGAUUCAGGUUUUGUUAGUCAUCAAGUGAUCAUUUAGCACAAUUUUUAGGAAUAUGACUUCAAGAUCCUUUAAAGCUUCUGAUUCCCAACAGGGUAAGGCUUCUGGUGUUACUUUUGCAAGGAGGACCUCGUCGGGUCGGUAUGUGAACUUAUCAAGGGAAUCACUGGAUAGUGAGUUUAGUGGCGUUGAAUUUGCAAACUACACAGUGCAUAUCCCUCCAACCCCUGAUAAUCAACCUAUGGAUCCUUCAAUUUCUCAGAGGGUUGAAGAGCAGUACGUGUCGAGUUCCUUGUUUACCGGUGGUUAUAACAGUGUGACUCGUGCUCACUUGAUGGAUAAGGUAAUUGAAUCAGAAACUAACCAUCCUCAGAUGGCUGGUGCUAAAGGUUCUUCUUGUGCUAUACCAGGUUGUGAUGGGAAAGUCAUGAGUGAUGAAAGGGGUGAAGAUAUUCUUCCUUGUGAGUGUGAUUUUAAAAUUUGCCGGGAUUGUUACGUUGAUGCUGUCAAAACUGGUGAUGGGAUAUGUCCUGGUUGUAAAGAGCCUUACAAAAGCACUGAUUUAGCUGAGAAUGCUGUUGAUCCUUCUGGACGACCUCUGACUUUACCUUCAAACGUUAGCAUGUCUAAAAUGGAAAGGAGGUUGUCAUUGAUGCGAUCGGGUAAUAAGUCAGCGAUAAUAAGAAGCCACUCGGGGUUGAUGAGGAGUCAAACAGGGGAUUUUGAUCAUAAUAAAUGGUUAUUUGAGACAAAAGGAACGUAUGGCUAUGGAAAUGCUAUAUGGCCAAAGGAUGAGGGGUUUGGAAAUGACAAAGACGAUAAUGCUGGUGAGCCUUCUGAACUUCUGAACAAGCCUUGGAGGCCUCUUACACGUAAGCUGAAGAUACCCGCUGCAGUUAUCAGCCCAUACCGGCUGUUGAUUCUUAUUCGUGUUGUUGUUCUUGGACUAUUUCUUCAAUGGAGAAUUACCCAUCCAAACGAUGACGCUAUAUGGUUAUGGUAUAUGUCCAUAAUCUGUGAGAUUUGGUUUGCAAUCUCUUGGCUGCUUGACCAGCUUCCAAAGUUAUGCCCCGUUAACCGUGCUACCGAUCUUAAUGUUUUGAAAGAAAAAUUUGAAACCCCAACUCCUACCAAUCCCACAGGAAAAUCUGAUCUUCCAGGUAUAGACAUAUUUGUCUCUACUGCGGAUCCCGAGAAAGAGCCACCACUAGUCACUGCAAACACGAUACUGUCUAUCCUUGCGGCUGAUUACCCUGUCGAAAAGCUUUCGUGCUAUAUUUCUGAUGAUGGAGGUGCUCUUCUGACAUUUGAAGCAAUGGCAGAAGCUGCAAGUUUUUCCAACACUUGGGUGCCUUUUUGUCGUAAACAUGAUAUCGAACCAAGGAACCCAGAAACCUACUUCAGCUUGAAGAGAGACCCGUACAAGAACAAAGUACGUCAAGAUUUUGUGAAGGACCGCAGACGGGUGAAGCGUGAAUAUGAUGAAUUUAAGGUUCGAAUCAAUAGCCUUCCUGAUUCAAUUCGUCGGCGUUCUGAUGCAUAUAAUGCUCGAGAAGAAAUCAAGGCUAUGAAGCUUCAGCGAGAGGCAGCUGGGGAUGAGCUUUUGGAACCCAUCAAGAUAACAAAGGCCACUUGGAUGGCAGAUGGAACCCACUGGCCUGGUACAUGGAUGGCUUCUGCUCCCGAGCACACUAGGGGUGAUCAUGCAGGAAUCUUACAGGUUAUGUUAAAACCUCCAAGUGAUGAACCCUUACAUGGAAACUCUGCUGAUGACCGUCUAAUUGAUUUAACAGAAGUUGAUAUUCGGCUCCCCUUGCUGGUGUAUGUCUCUCGUGAGAAGCGUCCUGGCUAUGAUCAUAACAAAAAGGCUGGAGCCAUGAAUGCCUUGGUCCGAGCUUCGGCCAUCAUGUCUAAUGGCCCCUUUAUUCUCAACCUUGAUUGUGAUCACUACAUCUACAACUCGCAGGCUAUUAGGGAGGGAAUGUGUUUUAUGAUGGACCGUGGUGGGGAUAGAAUCUGUUAUGUUCAGUUUCCUCAACGUUUUGAGGGAAUUGAUCCUUCUGACCGUUAUGCUAAUCACAACACUGUUUUCUUUGAUGUCAACAUGCGUGCCCUUGAUGGCCUUCAAGGUCCAAUGUAUGUGGGGACUGGUUGCCUCUUCCGCAGGACUGCUCUUUAUGGUUUUGACCCACCACGAACCAAGGAACACCACCCUGGUUGCUGCAGCUGUUGUUUUGGUCAGCGCAAGAGUAAGGCCACCGUGUCUUCUGUCGAUAAUGACAACAGGGCACUUAGAAUGGCGGAUUUUGAUGACGAGGAGAUGAAUCUUGCUGCCUUUCCUAAAAGGUUUGGUAACUCAAGUUUCCUCAUUGAUUCCAUUCCAGUCGCAGAAUUCCAAGGUAGACCACUUGCUGAUCAUCCUGCAGUAAAGAAUGGACGACCACCUGGUGCUCUAACUAUCCCAAGGGAACUUCUUGAUGCCUCCACUGUUGCUGAAGCGAUCAGUGUCAUUUCAUGUUGGUAUGAGGACAAAACUGAAUGGGGCAAUAGAGUUGGAUGGAUUUAUGGGUCUGUUACUGAAGACGUGGUGACGGGGUAUAGGAUGCAUAAUAGGGGUUGGAGAUCUAUUUACUGUGUGACAAAGAGAGAUGCAUUCCGUGGCACUGCACCAAUCAAUCUCACUGACAGGCUUCACCAAGUGCUUCGAUGGGCCACUGGUUCUGUUGAAAUCUUCUUCUCUCGCAACAACGCUUUUUUGGCUAGUCCCAGGAUGAAAAUUUUGCAACGGAUUGCCUACCUCAAUGUCGGUAUCUACCCUUUCACCUCGAUAUUCCUAAUUGUUUACUGCUUCCUCCCAGCACUUUCACUAUUCUCUGGUCAGUUCAUCGUCCAGUCCCUGAAUGUCACCUUCCUCACAUAUCUCCUUGCGAUCACAUUGACUCUCUGCGCGCUCGCGGUUCUCGAGAUCAAGUGGUCCGGGAUUGCUUUGGAAGAGUGGUGGCGUAAUGAGCAAUUUUGGUUAAUUGGGGGCACAAGUGCCCAUCUUGCUGCUGUGCUUCAAGGGCUGCUAAAAGUGGUUGCUGGCAUUGAGAUUUCAUUUACACUGACAUCAAAAUCUGCAGCUGAUGAUGAUGAUGAAUUUGCUGAUCUCUAUAUCAUCAAAUGGACUUCCCUUUUUAUCCCACCUAUUGUGAUCAUGAUGACUAACUUGAUCGCGAUAGCUGUUGGUGUAAGCCGGACAAUAUAUAGCACGAUACCACAAUGGAGCCGGUUGCUAGGAGGGGUUUUCUUCAGUUUUUGGGUGCUAGCUCAUCUCUAUCCUUUUGCAAAGGGAUUGAUGGGAAGGCGCGGAAGGACACCGACAAUUGUAUUUGUCUGGUCAGGACUUAUCGCCAUUACCAUUUCGCUUCUGUGGGUUGCCAUCAACCCCCCUGCUGGUGCUACUGAAAUUGGAGGGUCAUUCCAGUUCCCUUGAUUUUUCCUAACAGGCAUAGGCCAAAUUAGCUCCUGCACAUUCCAUUCAGAUUAUUCUUUAGUUUCAUCAUCUUCCUUUUCUUCCCUCUCUGUAACAAAAUGUGGACACAAGGGCCUUGAAUAUUAUGUGGAUUUUUGCCAUCACUAUUGUCCUUGAAUUUUUGUUUAUGAUUCAAUGUUCAUAGGAAAGGGCAAAACAUACAAUACGUUUUUUGUAAUCAAAGCCUCAAAAAUAGAUAUAUGAAAGUCAGAUUCCUUUGA
This is a messenger RNA of Lycium ferocissimum, 3921 nucleotides long. RefSeq names its product cellulose synthase-like protein D3. The record is from RefSeq and is a predicted model, not a curated record. Gene Ontology annotation, cellular component: trans-Golgi network; plasma membrane. The transcript has 4 exons. Gene Ontology annotation, molecular function: cellulose synthase (UDP-forming) activity; mannan synthase activity. Lineage: Eukaryota; Viridiplantae; Streptophyta; Magnoliopsida; Solanales; Solanaceae. Gene Ontology annotation, biological process: plant-type primary cell wall biogenesis; cellulose biosynthetic process. The coding region runs from base 242 to 3661 and encodes 1139 amino acids.